This is a messenger RNA of Micromonas commoda, 3705 nucleotides long. RefSeq lists its product with no specific name. The transcript has a single exon. Gene Ontology annotation, cellular component: RQC complex. Gene Ontology annotation, biological process: rescue of stalled cytosolic ribosome; ribosome-associated ubiquitin-dependent protein catabolic process. The coding region runs from base 1 to 3660 and encodes 1219 amino acids. Gene Ontology annotation, molecular function: ribosomal large subunit binding; tRNA binding. Lineage: Eukaryota; Viridiplantae; Chlorophyta; Mamiellophyceae; Mamiellales; Mamiellaceae. The record is from RefSeq and is a predicted model, not a curated record.
AUGCCGAAGCAAAAGUUCAACUCGCACGACAUCGCCGCGUCGUGCGCCACGCUUCGCGCCAAGGUGCUCGGCGCGUGGCUGGCGAACAUCUUCGAUCUGGACGACAAGCGGACGCUGCUCCUCAAGUUCACGCGGUCUGGGGGCGCGACGGAGAGCGGAGAGGGGGAGAAGACGACGGUGCUGCUCGAGUCGGGCGCGAGGUUUCACACGACGUCGUACGCGCGCGAGCGCAAGGCGGACCAGCCGUCCAAAUUCAACGCCAAACUGCGGAUGCACCUCAGGGGCAAGCGACUCAACGGCGUCAACCAGAUGGGCGCCGAUCGAGCCGUCGCGUUCACCUUCGGCGCGGGCGACACCGAGCACCACCUCGUGCUGGAGCUGUACGCGCAGGGUAACAUCGUGCUCUGCGACAGGGAGUGGCGCAUCCUCACGCUCCUGCGGCCGCACAGGGACGACGCGCGAAGCCUGGUGCUCCUGGGUAACCACCCGUACCCGAGGGAACGAUUCCGAUCGCACGUUCGCGUCGACGCCGCCGCCCUCGUCGCCGCGCUCGAAGGCAGACACGACGACGACCCGCUCGGACCCAAACCUAUUGAAGGCGAAGGUGUUGAAGGCGAAGGUAUUGAAGGCGCUCGCGAGAAACGAAGGGCGCCGGGGACGGUUCGCGAGGCGCUGUGCAAAGCAUUCGGCUUUGGCCCUCCGGUUGUCGAUCGAGCGGCGAGGAUGGCGGGCAUCGUCGACGGCAGCGCCGCGAAGACCCCGUUGGACGACGCGCAGGUCACCGCGCUGGGCGCUUCGCUCGGUGCGAUCGAUGAUUGGUUCGAGGGCGUGACGGACGGACGCGUGGAGCCGCGCGGCGUGGUGACGUGGCGGAUUAAGGAAGGGGAGUCCGGCGAGGACGGCGCGACGGCUUCGUCGCCCAGCCUCGACGCGGAUUUCGAGGACUUCUCCCCGUUCCCCGCGGACGACGUGCCGCCGCCGGCCCAAUUCGACCCGAAAGUCUUUCGCACGACGGAGAUCAGCGGCGGUUUCGACGCGGCGCUGGACCUGUUCUUCGCGUCGUUCGAGGCGCGACGCGACAGGUCCCGGCGCGAGAAGAGUGCCAACGCCGCGGCGAAAAAACUCGAAAAGGUGCGACGCGACCAGGAGGCGCGGGUGAGGGCGCUGGAGAAGGAGCGCGAGUCCCAGGAGCUCGCCGCCACCCUGAUCGAGUACAACCUGACGCAGGUGGACGCGGUGCUGGCGGCGGUGAACGGCGCGUUGGCGGGAGGUAUGGCGUGGGAUGACCUGACGCUGAUGAUCAAGGAGGAGGCUCGGGCGGGUAACCCCGUGGCGCGUCUCGUCAAAACCCUCGACCUCCCUAAGAACAAGGUCACCGUGACGCUGAAGAACCACCUCGACGUGGACGACGACGAGGGCGACGACGACGGCGACGAUGGCGACGGCGGCGACGCGGACGACGUGGGCGAGGGCGACGCCAAGCCCAGGUCGAGGCGAUUGAAGCGCGACGGGGGCGUGUCGGUUGAGCUCGACUUGGCGCUCGGCGCUCACGCCAACGCGAGGGAACACUUCGAUCGAAAGAAGAAGCACGACGCGAAGCACGGCAAGACGCUGGCGCAGAACAAACGCGCGGUGGCCGCCGCGGAGAAGAAGGCCAAGGAGGCUGGCGCGAGGAUGGCGAGCAAGGGCACCGGGAUGGGCAUCGCCAGGGCUCGCGUCCCCGAGUGGUUCGAAAAGUUCCACUGGUUCAUCACCACCGAGAACUGCUUGGUGCUCAGCGCCCGGGACGCCGCGCAGGCGGACGCGCUCGUCGUCAAGUACCUCGGCCCCGACGACGCGUUCGUGCACGCGGAUUCACCCGGCGCGCCGGUGACAAUCGUCAAGGCUCCGCCGGUGAGGUCCCCCGCGCUUCCGGAGGCGGAGGCGUCCAUGUCGCGCCUGUCGCUGAGUGCCACUCGGGUCGUCGGGUCGUCGGCGGACGGGUGGUGCGGCGGGGUUCCGCCGGUGAGCCUGAUCCAGGCUGGCGCCGCGUGUCUCUGCAGGUCGGCGGCUUGGGAUUCCCGCCACGUCGUGUCCGCGUUUUGGAUCCCUCCGGAGAAUGUCCGGAAGGUUACCCCGGACGGCGACCCGCUCGCGCCCGGGGUGGUGUGGCACGUCGGCGCGAAGACGUACUUACCCCCCGCGCCGCUGGUCAUGGGAUUCGGGUGCGUGUUUUUGCUGAGGGACGAGGACGGGGUUCGGGCGCACGUUGGGGACAGGACGGUUAAGACUUUGAAAACCUCGCCGGCGGAUGGCGUGAAGAUCGACGUCGUCGCCGACGAUGACGACGAAGGAGACGAGGAGAUGCCGGAGGAUGACGACGAGGAGAUGUCGGAGGAGCCGGACGAAAACGGCGAGGAGGAGGAGAAGGAGGACGGCGACGAGGACGAUGACGAGGAGAAGGAGAAAGAGGAGCACGAGCAGCAGGAGGAGGAAGUCGAGGAGCGGGACAAGGAAGAAGAGGAGGAGGAGGAAGAGAAGGAGGAGGAGGAGGAGGAGGAGGAGGAGGGGGAAGGAAACGACGACGGGGAUCGAAAACCCGACGGCAAGGUCCGCAUCUCCGCCAAGGAGCGACGGAUGAUGAAGAAGCAGCGCAAGAGGGGCGGCGAAAACGGGAUGGGCUCCGACGACGACGACGACGCCGACCCGAUCAAACCGGCCGACGGGUCCGAGCCCCAACAACAGCCUCAACGAGACCAGCAACGUCAACGGCAACAGCACCAGGGACAACAACAGCCCGGCAAUAAACCGCUGCCCCGGGGCAAAUCGUCCAAGGCUAAGAAGGCUGCCAAGAAGUACGCGGACCAGGACGACGAGGACCGCGAACUGGCAAUCGCGUUGGCUCGAGCCUCGGGGAGGAAAGGGAAGAAGGGCGGCUCGAAGAAAGGCGCCGGAAAGCGCGGCGGCGGCGGUGGCUCCAGUUCGGACGACGACAUCGUCGAACCGAUCGCGGCGAACCGCCGGCAAGGCGACCGCCGCGACCGGAACGAUUCCAACCGCGACAAGGCAUCGCGUCGGCACGGCGGGAACCUCGACAAAAAGUCGUCUUUCGGCGGCGGCGGCGGCGGCGGCGGCGGCGGGGCGCGGCGCGGCCGACCCGGGGGCGACGGCGGCGAGGACGACGACGCCGGGGUCGCCGAGGAAGGGGUCGCCGAGGAGGAUCCCGCGGCGUUCGCGCGGAGAGACGCGGAACGCGUGGCGCGCGUCGAUUGGUUCACCGGUUGUCCGACUUUUCCCGACGCGAUUGAUUUCGCGGUUUGCGUCGUGGCGCCGUACGCGGCGCUGCAGUCGUUCCGGUACAAGGUCAAGCUCACCCCGGGGACGCAGAAGAAGGGUAAGGCUGGGAAGCAGGCGCUCGACAUCCUGUGCAGGGCGCCGAUGUCGUCCGCGAACGGCGGCGGCGGCGGCGGCGGCGGCGGGAGGGACGGCGGCGGGGCUUUGUCGAGCAGGGAGGAGAAGGAGCGCGAGUCGUCGCUCGACUCGAGGUGCAAGGAGAUGAUGCGCGCGGCAGAGGGCGCGGCUGGGGACCUGGCGCGUUUGAUGUGCGGCGGAGGGGUGAAGGUGUCGAUGCCGGCGGGCGCGGCGAAGGCGAUGAACGCGGGUCGCAAGGGGAAGAGGUGACGAUAGCCGGCGUCAAUUUGGAAUCAAAUUCAUCCUCUUCGCGCC